Messenger RNA from Staurois parvus, 458 nucleotides. The record is from the annotation of a GenBank genome assembly. Lineage: Eukaryota; Metazoa; Chordata; Amphibia; Anura; Ranidae.
UUGAUGAUCAGUGUAGCCCCAGCAGUGCCACCUGUCAGUGUCCAUCAAUGUGGGCUGUCAGUGCUCAUCCAUGCCACCUGCCAGUGCCCAUCAGUGCCACAUAUCAGUGCCUACCAGUGCACAUCAACCAUGCCACAUAUCAGUGCCCAUCUGAGCUGCCUUUCAGUGCCACCUAUCAGUGCCAGUCAGUGCUACCUAUCAAUGCUAGUCAGUGCCACCUACCAGUGCUGCCAGUCAGUGCCGCCUAUCAGUGCCAUCAGUGCCACCUAUCCAGUGCCCAUCAGUGCUGCCUAUCAGUGAUGACUAACAGUGCCAGUCAAUGCCAACUAACAGUGCCAGUCAGUGCCGCCUAUCAGUGCCACCUAUCAGUACCACCUAUCAGUGCCAUAUAUGAGUGCUGCCUUUCAGUUAUGCCUGUCAAUGCCCACCAGUGCCACCUACCAGUGCCACCUAUCAGU